AAGAGAAAAAAGAAAAAGGAAAAAAAAAGAAAGGCACAACGAGAUCUCAACCUCCACUUCCUGCUUAUUCUCUUCCUCCUUCCCUCUCUGAAUUUCUCUGGCUUCCACUAUCACUCCUCCCUCUCGUCUCUGCAAAUUUUAGGGCAAAACUUAGAUCUCCACGGAGCAAGCUUUUUCUACGCUCUCCUCGCCGAUUCCGGUGCUUUGAUUUUAGGUUGUUUCAGCAUUGUUUCUUCGGUUUCAUGCUUCUCCUUUAAAUUCUCUCCAAUGGACCCGAUAUGGAGCCACAGUAGCGUGCCAGACGCUUUGCAUUUCGUCAUCGCCGUCCAGUUCGCCUUCGGCUUCUAUGCCGCGCGGUUCUUACUCGACAGAUUCAUUUUUCGUAGGUUUGCAAUUUGGCUAUUGAGCAAAGGAGCUGCUCCACUUAAACUUGACGAGGCUACACAGUCAAAAAUUGUAAAAUGUUCAGAAUCAAUGUGGAAACUAGCUUACUAUGGUACCGUUGAAAUAUGCAUUCUAAAAAUUGCAUAUAAUGAACCAUGGUUUAGAGAUUCAAAUCAAUACUUCAGAGGCUGGCCAAAUCAGAAGUUGCAACUUCCUCUCAAGUUGUUUUAUAUGUGCCAAUGUGGGUUCUACUUAUAUAGCAUUGCUGCACUUCUUAUAUGGGAGACUCGAAGAAAGGAUUUCUCUGUCAUGAUGUCUCAUCAUGUAAUUACGGUUAUCUUGAUCGGAUACUCAUAUCUUACAAGAUUUUUCCAGAUUGGAUCGGUUAUUCUUGCACUACAUGAUGCAAGUGAUGUCUUCAUGGAAGCUGCUAAGGUUUUUAAAUAUUCUGAGAAAGAACUUGGAGCGAGCGUUUUCUUUGGAUUUUUUGCCAUUUCAUGGCUCAUAUUGCGGCUUAUAUUCUUCCCGUUUUGGGUUAUAAGAGCAACAAGCUAUGAUCUCUGUGAGUACUUGAAGCUAUCAGACGCGAAUUCCAGACUCAUAUACUAUGGUUUCAACACGAUGUUGUUGAUGUUGCUUGUGUUCCACAUAUACUGGUGGUUACUCAUAUGCUCUAUGAUCAGUAGACAGCUGAAAAAUAGGGGAAAAGUUGGAGAAGAUAUAAGAUCUGAUUCAGAGGAUGACGACUAGAUGAAAGAUCUGUUGAAGGGUAUUUUUUGCUCUCAUUAGUGAUGAUAUUGAUAGCUGUGGGGUAAUUACUUUUGUAUUGCUCGUCUACAUUGGUCCAACAGGUUAAAAAUGUUUCUUUCAUUUUCUCACUUUGCUUCCAUUAUUAGUGGUUAGGGAUACAGAUGUACGGCCAUUGAGCGUAUCAAUUCUCAAUAUAUUUGGCCUAUAAAUAGGAGAUUGGUGCAUACUUGUUUCCCUAGAUGCUCCUCUGUUUAAGAUCCUCUUCUGUGGGGUUGAGUAGAGGGUGGGGGGAGUGGCGAAGAAAACACGAGAGGUUAGAAAAUGAAAACAGAAAGUCUGUUGCAUUGUGUAGCACUUUUUGCUCUUUGGUUUCUUAGGAGAUUUUUGAGGUUUUGCAAUAAGCAUUAGGCUAAGAUUUCUGAUGAAUAUAAUAUUCUUCUGAACAGUUAAAGAAGGUGCCUUCAUAGUUCAUAAUGAACAUCUUGUUUGUACUGCAAAUUUGUUA
Molecule: messenger RNA, 1639 nt
Organism: Momordica charantia (bitter melon)
Lineage: Eukaryota; Viridiplantae; Streptophyta; Magnoliopsida; Cucurbitales; Cucurbitaceae
Gene: LOH2
Product: LAG1 homolog 2
Biological process (GO): ceramide biosynthetic process
Cellular component (GO): membrane; endoplasmic reticulum
Molecular function (GO): sphingosine N-acyltransferase activity
Source: RefSeq, a predicted model, not a curated record